CUUUCUUCGUUGCAGUUGUAUAAGUGUAAGACAAACCUUAGCUGGCAUGCAUGUUGUCAUAACUUACUCUUCCACUAGGAAAAAGUUAAAAUAUGAAAGCUGUUCACUUUUGCUUCUGUAUUCUCAUCAUCAAAGUGCAUUAAGUAUCCUCAAGGUAACAUGCAUCACCCCGCUUCCAAAACUUAUGUUUGUUUUCUUCGGAGUUUUAUGUUCCUGAAAGUUCAAGUUAUUCCUGUGGUAGUAUAAAAAAGUUUAUUUAGUAAAAGUAGAGUCAAACUUAAUCCCAGAAUUAUCUUUUUCAAUUGAUGUUUUAAAUUUUAACUUUAUAUAUGUAUAACCACAGAGGUGAGAUGGUUCAAAGGGCAUGCAGAACACCAACAAGCAUUAGAAGAAGAAAAGUAAGAAAGAUGUGUAGAGGAGCAAAGAGAACCAGACAGAGGUGGUCUUCUUUUUCUGUUGUGGUGUUAGGGAGAAGGCAGUGUCUUUCCAACAAGUAUGUUUGUGUUAAAUAUGUCAGAGUUAAUCCAUACAAAUCCAUUAUAUGUGACUGUUAAGACUGAUUUUUAGUUCGGCUGUUGAAAGCAAAAGUCCAUUUCUGGUAGGCUGAAUAACUAAGCCAUUAUUAAAUGUCACCUGCCAGAAUUCCAAGGUAGCAGUGCUAUACCAUAGUGUUUUUACAGCCUUGUGUUACACCCAAGAUGUUAAUGUUUCUCCAGAAUUUAGAGUGAAGCCAUGGUAGCUGUUCUGUACAAACACCACCAAAGAUCCUUCUUUUAGGAGUGAUAAAAUAGCAACUCCACAGCUAGGUUAAUGUUAUUACCUGUUUGGAGUUUAAUUUUUUGUUUUCCUUAUUCUGAUUUAGAAUCAGAUGCUGCUAUUACAAUGGUUUCCUUUAAAAAAUACCUUUAGGGACAAAGUUAAGUAGUAAGAUUUUUUUUUUCUCCUUCCUUAUUAAUUAUUUUUCUGUGAAAGUCAGGGUGCUCAAUACAUGAUUGAGUUAGUAUUUAUAGGUUCCUGUUAAACCCAACAAAGUUACUUCUGUUCUUGGAUCAAUUAGGCUAAGAUUAAUAAUGGCCCCUUCUAGCAUCACAUUUUAAGUUAUGGUGUAUCUUGUGGAAACAAAUAGACAAGAAAUAGAAUUAUGGUGCUCUUUACUGUUUUAUGUUUAAUUUCUUUGGUUUGUCUUUAAUACUGCUUUAGAUGAGAUGCUGUUGUUCAGGGAUUUAAAAAUGACAUUAUUAAGCAUUUGAAGGAUUUCUGAAUGUAGGACUUUUGGGGCCGGGUCCAAGCUUCUGUUUAAGUAAUAGCCUUAAUGAUUUGAAUCACUUGCUUUGUACUUUCUUCUGUGGUUGAGAGAAGACUGUAUCUUGUAGGUCCUUCCUAUCCUGCAGCUGGAUCAAGCACACAUGUUCACCGAGUGCUUUAUUCCAGGUGCAGUUAAGAGUCAGCUGAAUUAGUUCUAGUGGUAGCAACUUGCUUCUGGUGCUUCUCACACCCAGGAGGGUUACUAACAAGUCCUCCUGGUAGGUGAUUAGCACAUGUGCAAUAACCUGAUGGUUCCAGGAAGUAGGGUGAUUGCUGUGUGCCUGUGUUCAGAGCCGCUGCCUAUGUGUAUGCAGAGCAUGUAGGAUGCCUCCCAGGCACAGUGAAUGCAGAGAACAAGUAGCUGCUGUGAUACAGAACUGCGGGACAGCUGACUGGAGAGCUCUUGGUUUGCCUAUGGGAAGCUUAACAAAUGGCGGCACAGUGUGUGACAAAGGUGGAGCUGACUAUUGCCUGCACCAAUCUCUUGGAUAAAGAUGUUGGCUCCAAGUCAGACCCACUAUGUGUGCUUCUCCAGAACACGAGUGGUCAGCAGUGGUAUGAGGUUGAUCGCACAGAAAGAGUUAAGAAUUCCUUGAACCCAAAGUUUGCCAAGAAAUUUCUAAUUGAUUAUUAUUUUGAGCUUGUUCAGAAACUUAAAUUUGGAAUAUAUGACAUCGAUAACAAAACCUUUGAUCUGAAUGAUGAUGACUUCUUAGGAGAAUUUGAAUGUACACUGGGGCAAAUAGUUUCUAGCAGGACUCUAACAAAACCAUUAGUACUUAAAAAUGGCAGACCUGCUGGAAGAGGAAGUAUUAUGGUUACAGCAGAAGAAGUGAAGGAUAACAGAAUGGUUGUAUUGGAAGUAGAAGCAAGGAAACUGGACAAUAAGGAUUUUUUUGGAAAGUCAGAUCCUUAUCUGGAAUUCCACAAGCAGACUGGAGAUGGAAACUGGGUGAUGGUUCACAGAACAGAGGUCAUUAAAAACAACCUGAAUCCUGUUUGGAGGCCCUUUAAAAUCUCUCUCAAUUCUCUGUGUUACAGUGACAUGGAUAAGUCAAUCAAGGUUGAGUGUUAUGACUAUGAUAGUGAUGGGUCUCAUGAUCUCAUAGGAAGUUUCCAAACUACGAUGUCGAAACUGAAGGAAGCAUCUCGGUCCUCGCCUGUUGAAUUUGAGUGCAUCAAUGAAAAGAAAAGACAGAAGAAAAAAACCUAUAAAAACUCUGGCAUUGUGAGCGUUAAGCACUGUGAGAUCAUAGUAGAAUGCACAUUCCUUGAUUACAUCAUGGGUGGGUGUCAGCUGAAUUUCACAGUGGGGAUAGAUUUUACAGGCUCCAAUGGAGACCCUCGCUCUCCAGACUCUCUGCAUUACCUUAGCCCUAAUGGAGUUAAUGAAUACCUAACAGCCAUUUGGUCUGUUGGAAUGGUCAUUCAAGAUUAUGAUACAGAUAAGAUGUUUCCAGCUUUUGGAUUUGGUGCACAAAUUCCUCCUUCCUUUCAGGUGUCACAUGAGUUCCCAUUGAAUUUUAACCCAUCAAACCCAUUCUGUAAUGGAAUCCAGGGCAUUGUUGACGCAUAUCGGGCUUGUCUUCCUCAAGUGAGGUUAUAUGGGCCAACAAAUUUUUCUCCAAUUAUAAACCAUGUGGCAAGAUUUGCUGCUGCAGCUACACAACAGAAAAUGGCAUCUCAAUACUUUGUACUUCUGAUCAUAACGGAUGGUGUGAUAACAGACCUUGAUCAAACUCGAACUGCCAUAGUUAAUGCUUCGAAAUUGCCCAUGUCCAUUAUCAUUGUUGGUGUUGGAGGAGCAGACUUUGAUGCUAUGGAGUUUCUCGAUGGUGACAACGGCGUUCUUAGGUCCUCAUCAGGAGAACCAGCUGUCAGAGACAUUGUCCAGUUUGUGCCGUUCAGGAAGUUCCAGAACUCUCCAAAAGAAGCUCUGGCACAGUGUGUCCUGGCAGAAGUCCCUCAGCAAGUGGUGAACUAUUUCAGCACCUACAAACUGCAACCUCCCAAGAAUCCUGCUGCAAAGUGAAUGGGCUGAGCAGGGGAGCUGAGACUGUGCGUGCUUCGCUUGCUGUAUCUACAGACUUUGGUUCUCAAGAUACUUCUGUAUACGUGUAUACACACACCUCUCCAUGGUAAUGUCUGUUAGCUUUUGCCUGCAAAUCACUUUGCCAAGUGUGCCUUUCAAGGGCCAAAAUUGUAAUUGUGUUAAUGUUUGAUGUUGAUUUGAGAGAGAGGGCUUACAUGGGUGCAUUUUAAUUUGAAAAGUAAGAGUUGGGAAAAAAAAAAAGUUUGAAUAUGCAGAGAGAAGUGGGAGAAUGGCUGCAAGUGGAACAGCUGCCUGUUUGAUAAAUAUUGCCAGUGUGAGUGUUCAGUGACUUUUGUGGAGAUCAGCACUGAGGAGUGCGGUUUCUCAGUUUUACACCAGUCAGAAACGAAAAAGAGUGUAUAUCCCCAGCAAGCAGAUAAAAGUUUGUAUGUGCUUCAGCGAAUUUGGAAUACUUGAGGCUUCUGUGUCUACUAAGCCACAAAACCAAAAUUUUGUCACAGGAGAUGCAUAAUUAGACAAGUGCCAGAACAUAGUGCAAAGGCCCUCCUUGCACGCCUACUUCACAUUUGCCACUUCAGUGCCUUUGGCCAAUGCCUGGGAUUCAGGGCUGUGUGAACAUGAGCCAAACAAGUCAUUAAAGUAUAUAUUCUUUUAUAGUAUGCAAUCUCUUAAGGUAGUACAGGGAUAACUAGAGUGAAUCAAGGUAAUGUCUCAGAAGAGUACUAUUGACCUUUGAGGCUACUACUGUAAAGGCUGUACAGUGUGUUUCAGUGUGUACUGUGCUGGAAAAUGGGAACCCCAGAUUUUGAGUUGGGAGUUUUGUUUUGGGGUUCUUCUCUGUAAAUCAGUCAUGACUAUUGAUUUUUAAAAGGGCUUUUUGUGCAGUGGGAAUUCACUUUUCAGUUAAAAAGUUUUGUCUGAUUUAUUACUGCAUAUUUUCAAGUUAAGACAGUUCUUGAAAGUGCUACCUAAUUUAUAUUGGCUUUGUCUUAGUUUGAUUCAUGCUUUUUCAUGAGCUCACUAAUGAAAAGUGCCUGCAAAAAACCCCCAAUCUUCCCUCUUCCUUCCCAGUAGGAGGAUCUAAGAAAGUCUCUAACCUCUAAUCCUGUAAUCAUACUGUGUUUCUCUAGGGCAAACAAUUUCUGGUUUAUUUUCUUGGCUUGAGUUUUUACCAUUUACACCAAGUGUAAAUCAUGUUGUGUUUGCUUAGGGGACAGAUGAAGCUUUCUUGUCUCCCAGUUGCAUACUGCUUGCUGAGGAUCUCUUCUCAUCCUGUCAGUGUGUGUAACGUAAGUGGAUGUAAAGGUCUCAUUUAUCACCUCCAAAAUGCCCAUCUUGAAUAUAAUUUUGCAGUUUCACAUUUGAAGUAGUUUCAAGUUAGACAUCCAGCUGAUCUGAUUUUGGAUGGUCUAGCUGUAACAUGUAAGAACAGAAUGGACUAACACCAAAUUUAGCAUACUUGGGCACUCAAGAUUACAUCAGGUCAUAGUGUAUGCGACUUCGUAUGUGACUCUCUUUAGUUGCUGGGCAAGUACUGUGUGGUUUAUUUUUUUCUUCCAUACAUGUAUAAUCCUGUCAAAAAUCUGAAUUCACAUUAACGUUGAUGGGUGGAAGAUACGUGUAUUGAGAUUGUCUUGCACAACCUGUAAAACAUACCAAAUGUUUUGUAGAUGGUUGAUUAGUUACCAAUCAUGAAUGAAUAUGUUAUUCUCUACUCCAUUUUCCUUGGUGGAGGGGGGUCCCAAAUAGUUUCAGUAGUGGAAUACUCAGAAAGAGGUUUUGUUUCAUAUUACGCUAAACUCAUUCUUCUUUUAAAUCAAAUUCAUGUGUUUGCUUAUAUAAAAAUCUACAGUAAUCUUUUUAUCAGUGUAGUGCAGAUGUGUUACUACUUUAUAUAUAAAUUAUAAUGAAGUGUCAUGCCAGAUAUGCAACACAAAAUAUUAAGAUCAAGGAAGUAGUUAUAAUGAAUCUAAAUAGCGCUGCUGCAAAUUGACUGUUUCACAGCUACAUGCACCAUGUACAGAGAUAAUGGGAUGCAGUAUUAAUGCUUUGUCUGGAUUCAUUGAUGUGGAUGGGUACUACUGAUAGGAGUACAGGAUACUACUGAAGUUGUCUGAGCUGUCUGCCAAAAAUAUAAUGCUGCAUCUGAGUUCUGUUACCAAUUCUGUUUUAAGUUGCCAUGGAAGUGUAUUUAAAUGCUUUUAAGUAUGUUAAUAGCUACUAUUAUACUAAAUAUCUGCUGCAUAUAAAAUACAUAACCCCCUUUGUAUUCUAUACAUAAAUUCUGAGUUUCUACAGCAGAGAAUUCAUUAUCUCUUAUUGGAAAAGUGCCCCCCCCCCGCCCAGUGUUCCUCAAGCUUAGGGAAUUAAAUAGUGUAUCAACACCACCUACUUCUCAACAUGCCCUAUUCUGUGUAAAACAAAAGUGUUUCAGACCUGACAGGGACAAGAACCAUUUUCCUGGUGUAAUUUCUCUUAAAGGUGUACAGCAAAACAGCCUGUUGGAAAAUUGGGAAACUUCCAAGUUAGGCUGAAGCAAUAUUCUGAGUCAAGGGCUGCAGCAGAUUGAGACAAGGGAGAGGGGAGUCAUUUUGUUGUGUUGCCAUUUUUUGUUUAUUUUUACAUGUAAAAAAUGCCUUAUUAGGUUGAGGGUGACAAAGCAAAAUAUCGUCGAAGUUUUGUAAAGUGAAUGUGUUUGUAGGUCACUUGCACCACCUUGUGAUAAAAGUGAUGCAUAGCAGUCUUCAUAAUCAGAUGCUUUUUGCCUCUUAAUGGUCGUAAUAUAUACAUAUGUACAGCAGAGAAAAAUAACCUGUACCAGAAUUUUUUACUUUCCUAUGUAUUUCAGUUCUGAUGAAAUUAACUGAUUUACAAUGCCUAUGCAUUAAAAACAUACUUUCAGUA
Messenger RNA from Grus americana (Whooping crane), 6262 nucleotides. It is a transcript of the gene CPNE3, whose product is annotated as copine 3. NCBI's taxonomy places the organism in Eukaryota, Metazoa, Chordata, Aves, Gruiformes, Gruidae. The coding region runs from base 1736 to 3337 and encodes 533 amino acids. Gene Ontology annotation, biological process: cellular response to calcium ion; ERBB2 signaling pathway. Gene Ontology annotation, molecular function: calcium-dependent phospholipid binding; receptor tyrosine kinase binding. The record is from RefSeq and is a predicted model, not a curated record. The transcript has 16 exons. Gene Ontology annotation, cellular component: plasma membrane.